AUGGUCGUAUCCGCACCCGUUCUGCUGGGAGGCGCUCCCUUGCCCGUGUCCGCGGACUUGUCCACUUUCUCCAAGGGGUCUAUAGCUGGCAGCAGGGGAAGAAAGAAGGAGAAGGGGCUCAUCACCCCUCUCGAAUACGCCCGGAAGCUUCAGGCGCAGUUCUCCGAGUUGGCCGCUCCCAGUAGGAGGAAGCAGGCGGAUAAACCGUUCCUACAAGGCAAACGAAUUUUCUAUUACGGCGGCGAUCUCAAUUACGCCGGACCCCAGACGUGCAACAGGAUGGAAAUCAUCACCCGGCAUGGCGGGGUGCUCGUUCCAGAGUACGAGCCGACAGAAAUAACGCACAUCGUCACCGACGCGGACGAGCGCGUCUUCCUGCGCGCCGUGGGCCUCAAGAAGCUUGCUGACAUCCCGCAGCACAUUCCGACCGUCAAAUGGAGCUGGGUGCUUUCCGGAUUCGACCGAACUCCUAUUAGGCGGCUCGCCGAGGGAAGUGGCAAGGAGAAGGCGCCGGAGAAAUCUACCGGUCAGGACCGGGGCAAGGACGUCAGCGAGAAGGACCUGGGCGACUUCGAGUAUCCUAUGGAUCACGAAUUCCAACACGCCUCGUUCCGAGAAUGCAUCGACGCCGGUCGCACGCCUUGGGGAGAGGCAGCAUGGCUGAAGUCUGAGCGAGCGGCACAGAUUAAAUCAUCCGCGAGUAGGGUUCAUCCUGAUACCGGUGCCAGCGGUAGCGCAGGCCCGGCCGCGCUGGGUCGCAGUGCGGACGAUAUCAGCAAUAUAUCCGACUUCACACAGGACGUUGAGCUCCCGCGUGAUGCUGCGACGAUCCACCCCCGUGAAGGACUUCCCUCUCCGCCCUCAUCUCCUGGCGGCCUACGUGUGGACGUAGUCGCUCGGCAAGACCUCAAGUCCAGGAUCCCGGGAGCCGCACACGCUCAUCGACCAUUCUCGUGGAACGAUGACGCACAGGCAGGUCCUUCAGGUAGUGGCGGGGCUCGAGACACGGUCCUGGCUACAUCGACGGACCCGCUGGCCGAGUUCUACGCCUCUGCGCGGGCCGAGCGAGAGGCAGAGAUGUUCCAUAGCGAGGACGUCGGGAGCACAGAAGGACGAGCACCGCCUCCGAAAGCCCCGAACCCUGUAGCUCGCCGCGAGGUCAUGAAGAAGGGGUUCAUUUGCGACGACAAGCCUGGAGGUCGAGCAGGACUCGAGGCGUGCCCAAACCAGGAUGUCAUCGACAAGCUGCAAGAGCUGAAGUUGCUAUAUCAAGUAAAGCCGUCCAAGGACGACGAGUGGCGGGUCAUGAGCUACAACAAAGCCAUCUCCGCUCUGCGCAAGUAUCCUGCCAGGAUUAAGAGCUACGAGGAGGCGGUGGCUAUCCGAGGGAUUGGCGACAAGACCGCGCGGAAGAUCAUGGAAAUUGUCGAAACGGGAAACCUCCGGCGCAUUCAGCACGAGCGGACCGAGGACGUCGCGUCUGUCCAGACGUUCCUGGGCGUGUAUGGCGUCGGGGCGAGCACGGCACGCAAAUGGUACAACAGCGGAUGUCGGACGCUGGAGGAUGUCGCGGCGCGCAAGGGCGGCAUCAAGCUGUCGACGGAGCAGGAGAUUGGACUGCGGUACUAUCAAGACAUCAACACGAGGAUACCCAGGGCAGAGGUCGCCGAAAUCUACGCCAAGGUCAAAGCCGCGGCUCUCAAGAUAGACCCAAAUGUUUUCAUCGAGGUCAUGGGGAGCUAUAGGCGAGGCAAACCUGACUGCGGCGAUAUCGACGUUCUGAUCACCCGCUGCACGGAUGACGGGAAGACUCACCAAGGCGUCCUCCGACGAUUGCUCAAGGAACUCCAUCGACAAGGAGUUGUCACAGACGAUCUGUGCCUACCCGACGACUUUGACGACCUAGAGUUGGUCUACCGCGGCCUGUGUCGAAGAGACUCGCACAGCUUGCGACGGCGAAUAGACAUCUUGACUGUUCCGUGGAAGUCAAGAGGGGCCGCGCUGCUGUACUACACUGGCGACGACAUCUUCAACCGCUCGCUCCGCUUGAAAGCAAACAAGAUGGGCUACUCCCUAAACCAGCGCGGACUCUACGCGGGAGUCAUUCGCAACCCGAACGACAGGCGACAGAAGACACAUGACGGUCACAUCGUCGCGUCGGAGAGUGAGGAGGAGAUUCUAAAGAUACUAGGUACGUACAAGUCCAACGCUCGCUCCGAAGUCAACGGUUAG
Trametes versicolor FP-101664 SS1 is the source of this 2232-nucleotide messenger RNA. RefSeq lists its product as uncharacterized. The record is from RefSeq and is a predicted model, not a curated record. Gene Ontology annotation, biological process: double-strand break repair via nonhomologous end joining. The transcript is spliced from 17 exons. Gene Ontology annotation, molecular function: DNA-directed DNA polymerase activity; DNA binding. Bases 1 to 2232 code for a protein of 743 amino acids. Gene Ontology annotation, cellular component: nucleus. NCBI's taxonomy places the organism in Eukaryota, Fungi, Basidiomycota, Agaricomycetes, Polyporales, Polyporaceae.